AUGGACGAUCUGACCAGAAAGGUCCAGGACCUGAAGAACUGUUUGCAGUUCUCCCAGGAAUCUCCACAUGAGACCAGGAAGGAGUCUGGGCUCAAAGUGAGGGAAAUGAUCACUGUGAAAUUGAACAUUAACCACAGGAAGAUUGAGGUGGAGCGGGCCCACAGGAUUGGAAAACCCACCACCAGCACAGCAUUUAACGUGACCAUCCGUAGUGACCGGCGUGGGACAUGUAAGGGAACCCAUGUUGUGUAUGCCUGUGUUGGAUACUGUGAGUCCAGUGCCUUUCCCUCACGCUACUCUGUCCUGGUGGCAUCUAACUUCACUCACAACAUCACCUCAGCGUCAAGAUGUUGCACCAUCAGCAAGGAUGCAAAGAUCAAAGUUCGUCUGGACUGCCCUCGUGCUCGUCAUCACAACGACAUUGAGAUCCUGACGGCGCGGGCCUGUCACUGCGACAUGUGUCGCAAGUCACACUACUGAGAUGCCACUGUCGCCGCGGGAACAUGCACAAACUGUAUCAUGAGGACUGGGAUAAGAAGGAGUCCUAAGGAGAGCAAUCUGUCAAUCAAAUGUACUGUAUAUGAGAGAGAGAGGUUUGUGCAUGCCUAGAAUGGAAUG
Molecule: messenger RNA, 618 nt
Organism: Oncorhynchus keta (chum salmon)
Lineage: Eukaryota; Metazoa; Chordata; Actinopteri; Salmoniformes; Salmonidae
Product: glycoprotein hormone alpha-2
Exons: 4
Coding region: 1-480 (159 amino acids)
Biological process (GO): cell surface receptor signaling pathway
Cellular component (GO): extracellular region
Molecular function (GO): hormone activity; hormone receptor binding
Source: RefSeq, a predicted model, not a curated record